Molecule: messenger RNA, 2367 nt
Organism: Sycon ciliatum
Lineage: Eukaryota; Metazoa; Porifera; Calcarea; Leucosolenida; Sycettidae
Exons: 3
Coding region: 1635-2297 (220 amino acids)
Source: RefSeq, a predicted model, not a curated record
CAGAUCUUUGCAACGGUCACGGCAAGCAGUGCCUCACAGCAGCAGCCGCCAGCACCACAUGAGCCCGAGAUAUCUAUCGACACACGCGCAUCAGUAUCCACACAGGUGUCUACGCCACCAGCCCAGCAAGGACUGCAGGUGUCUACACCACUAACCCAGCAAGGACUGACACGUCCGGUCACCAAAUCGGCUACAAUCGCUCAAGUCCGGGAUGCAUCACCAUCUAAGCUCCGCGGUGAUACUGCUGACAGGCUGCUUGGCCACCUGGUUUCCGCUCGUUCUGACUCAGGGAAGCUGGAGGUGAAGCGAAGUGAGCGUGGCAGACCGCAGGUAUAAUAUCAAAGGCUUACAUUCGCUGGCACAUCUUCCGAGGCAGCCAGUGAACGUACGAAGAGACGGCGAACAGCGGAACUGAGGUCGCUCACUGAGUCUGUAUGUAUGUGGUGGAAGUGCCGGCGCCAGUGCCCAGACUGUAACAAUUCUUCGCAGGAUGAGCAGCGACGAGCAGAUGGAUCUCCUCGGAGAGGCUGGGUUGGCACCACAUUCGCCCAAGGCUGGAAUUGGCUUGGCCAUCAAAGCCAACCUCAUGCUCCCGUGGAACCAACUUAGGAAGCUGUGGCAAUGGCUUAAGCAGUACGGAGUCAAGUUCGAGUCAGAACGUAAGAUGCGAACAAUACUGGCAGCAGCCCUUCCGCCCAACACGGCCAAGGACGUGCCAAUGGUGGUGAAAAAGCAGAUCGCGCUUGCACCAAUAGUGUACAUGCCCAGCUUGGAGGCAGUCAUCAACCACUACCUCCAGCUGUACAAGGAUCGUGACCUGACAUGGCACGAUGGUGCAAGACCGGAGAGCGAGGUUUUGGAUAAAGCUGGGCGGGGAUCAUGGCGGCGACUCGUUCAAGUUCUCCAUGCAAGUGGCCAACCUGCAGCACCCCGGCUCACCGGACAACACAGUACCGUUGUGUGUCUUCCACGCAAAGGACACGCCAGCGAAUCUGGAAACGGCACUCGGUAUGUACCGCGAUGAGGUAUCGCACCUUAUCUCACAUGGCAAAUGGGAGGGGAAGCGGCUCGUCCUCUUCAUCUUCGGAGACUACGAGUUUCAGUGUAGUAUGUACGGGUUGUCGGGACCAAGUGGCCUACGUCCGUGCUUACAUUGCCACUGCAGGAAGAAAUCCAUGGAGACGCCAGUAUCGCACAGAGAGCCUGAGGACAGUGUACCCCGCUCCCUGGCCACCCUCAGUUACAACCUGCUUAAGUUCAUCGCAGACGGGGAGAGAUCACCAGACGCCAAGGUACACAACAACGUCAUUCGUCCGGCAAUCCUUCCUGUGCCACUACCCAACGUCAUCGUGCCAGUCCUCCAUCUGGACUUGGGCAUAUUUGCCUGAAUAGGAUGUUUGAUGCCAUGCUGAAAGACCUGCGUGAGCUGGACAAGCUCCUGGCCAGCAAAGCCCCAUUCUGCUGCUGGAGAUAGCGACGCUUUCGGACGGCUAUCUGGCCUCUAUCGCGACCAUCACGACGCAGAGAAGCAGAUAGCAGCAGCGCCUGAACAGGCCUCUGGUUACCAGCAGCAGCUGAACUACGUAGCACUGUAUGCCAACAACCAGGGCGUUACUGGCGAAAACUUGGAGUUCAUGUGUGAACAGAUCCGAGCGGAGUGGCAGAAGGCCAAUGACACAGUGGUGGAGAUGACAAAUGCAAAGGAGGGCAUCUCGCAGCAGAUACUUGCCGCAACUGCUGACAAAGACAUCUGUGGGCCUUGCGAAUCAGCAGUCGAACCUGUGCUGCAAUCCCACAAUAUCAAGCGCCAGGUAUAUCACGGAGGUGCAUUCAUCGGCAACUACGUGCACCGCGCACUUCAGCCCGCUGUCCUGGAGUCAAUUGCUGCUGGUCCCAUCUCCGUCAUUCAGGAACGCUGGCCCGACCUGAUGGAUGAUGCCAGCGUUGUCCAGCUGCGCUACAUGACGCUGCUGGACGAGUACAGGAAGUGUACUUCUGCCUUUGGCCACUGCAGGAAGGUCACACAAGUAGAGCUUGAAAAGCUGGAAUCCAACAUCAGGACCUUCCUUAAGUCAGCACGAAAGGAGGUGGUCGACCGAGGGCUUGGCCAUGUAACGCCGAAGCUUCAUCUUCUGGAGAGCCACACCGCUCCGGCAAUGGAGAGUCUCGGAGUAGAGCUCAGUCUGCUGGCCGAGCAAGGAGCAGAGAGCAUCCAUGCGGAGUUCAACACUCUUGAGCGAAGGUGCCACCAGAUUCCCGCUCUUCUGCAGAGGCUGAAAGCUAUGGCUGAGCAGUGAGCAGCAUCUGUCCCGAACCUUGCCUCAAGCCAUUCAGCGUCCCACGACAAAACGUCGCCAGUCGACAUGA